CUUUGAGGUUAUAUUUUUGUUAACAGUUCAUCCCACCUGUGUCUGUCAGUUCCUUCCCACUCGUCUCCUCCCAUGACAUUCUGGCUCGUGUUUCUGCCUAGCACUGUAAGCCAGUUAUUAAUAAUAGCCCAGGGAGCACCAUAUCCACCAAGAGCAUAUGGUGUUUUUGAAAGGAAGAGCAGCCAUUCCCGUGACUUUGGACUUGGCCCGUUGAAGCCCUGAACAGAACCAAGGUUGCUAGGAGAACACCUGUGCCCACAGCACUUUGGUCCAGCAAGAUCAGGAGAGGAGAGUUGGAAACCAGGAAAGCUGUGCUACCUGCCGCCACCUGAGGCCCUCAGGGAACAGGAACAUCUGAGUAUGAGUGGAAAAAACUGGAUAUUAAUUUCUACAACUUCACCUCAAAGCCUGGAAGAUGAAAUUCUGGGACGACUUCUGAAAAUUCUAUUUGUUUUGUUUGUUGACUUAAUGUCCAUUAUGUAUGUUGUCAUAACCUCCUAAAAGCCUGACUUCCUUUACUGUGUCUAAAUUUCAAAGUGAAUUCCAGUGAAUAAAGAUCUGCAUUGUGA
Acomys russatus (golden spiny mouse) is the source of this 569-nucleotide messenger RNA. RefSeq names its product myoregulin (gene Mrln). NCBI's taxonomy places the organism in Eukaryota, Metazoa, Chordata, Mammalia, Rodentia, Muridae. The record is from RefSeq and is a predicted model, not a curated record. Bases 361 to 501 code for a protein of 46 amino acids. The transcript is spliced from 3 exons.